UGCUAUCCACUUGUUGGAUACGAAGAAAAUGGUGAUUUCAGCCAAUCAGCUGGGGCGGACUAUCUCCUUAAACUUGUUCCUUUUCGUUACAAGUGGAGGAGCAGGAUAUCCCUCAGGAAUAGAAUUUAAAAAUGCGUCGAUCUGUGAUGGCUUUCAUGACCAUACAGCAAAAAUCAAAAUAUCUCCAUGGCCUUUUAUAGCGACUGGAACUCUCGCCACGAUAAGUGUAACAGUAACCCCCGCGGUUGAUGUCCUUGACGCGUACUCGAAAUACAUAAUAAAGUCAGAAUUGGACGGAAAGGUUAUCCUCAAGGGGAGGGAAAAUUUUUGCAAAAACGCAGAUUUUCAAGAAUUAUGCAGCUUACCUGCAGACG
Messenger RNA from Pocillopora damicornis (cauliflower coral), 374 nucleotides. RefSeq lists its product as uncharacterized. The record is from RefSeq and is a predicted model, not a curated record. NCBI's taxonomy places the organism in Eukaryota, Metazoa, Cnidaria, Anthozoa, Scleractinia, Pocilloporidae.